Rosa rugosa (rugosa rose) is the source of this 536-nucleotide messenger RNA. RefSeq names its product protein SAMBA. Gene Ontology annotation, molecular function: anaphase-promoting complex binding. The transcript has 3 exons. The coding region runs from base 1 to 339 and encodes 112 amino acids. NCBI's taxonomy places the organism in Eukaryota, Viridiplantae, Streptophyta, Magnoliopsida, Rosales, Rosaceae. The record is from RefSeq and is a predicted model, not a curated record. Gene Ontology annotation, biological process: negative regulation of organ growth.
AUGAGUAGCUCGUCACCGGCACAUUCUUCGAUAUCGACGACGGCGAUUGCCGGAGAAAGAAAUGGAGGCAGCAAUGGGAGUGGUGCUGCUGCUUUGUCCGCUGACGAUUUCUACUUCCCAUCUGAUCUCAUUUCGAUUCAAGAUCGAAAAGAUGAGGCAAUGCUUGUUUUAAAGGCCAAUCUCAUGGUUGCACUUAAUAAGGAGGUUAAAUCGCUUGAUGAAGAUAACUGGAUGUUUGAAGGGCCACGGUCCCGUAUCAACUUGAUAUCUAGACAAGGGGGUUUUCUCCAGAAGCGACUGGGAAUUUCAAAGAAUUGGAAUUUGGCGGGACCAAGAUGAUUUUCAGCACCUCAUGCAAGAUGUUGUAUUUCUUUGUUUAUACUUUAUAGCUUUGUAGGACCCGUGAGGAUCUUGAACCCACAUUUUCCUUUUUCAUUUGUCACUGUUUUCGAGGAGUUGACAUGUAAAUGAAACAAUAUCAGCAUCUGCAAUUUUAUCAAGUUUGUCCAUGAAACAAUAUAUUUUUGGUUCGUGUA